AUGGAGUCGUUAUACAAUCUUACAUUUCAGACCAUCGAAGAGGCCAGGGCUGCUGUUGAUGCCGUUGCUCUGCCUCUAGGUUGCAGCCUGGUCAAGAACCGGACGCGGCCUAACCUCCUUGAACUACGAUGCUGCAAGGGAAGGAAGUUUAGAUCGCAACAUAACCCAAACCUUCCUCCUUCCAAGCGCCGCGAGACGAGCUCCCAGAUGACGGGGUGCCCUUAUAGGCUCGUGAUUUACCGCCAUAGUUUCAUAAGUCUAUGGAGAAUCCGGCGCAGUCGAAACGACACGGCGAAUGAGCACAAUCACGAAGUGCUUCCUCCAACAGCGCUCUCUCGGUUCCGAAAUAUCGUCAUUGAGCAGAGAAAGCCGCAAAUCAUGUCCUUGUACAAGCUUGGGCUCAAGCCAAUUCAAAUUCUCAAGCAUUUGCAAGAGAUUGACAAUGACCCGGGUAUCCAAGCACUGACCCGUCAUGACAUCUACAACAUGGUACGAAAGCACAAUCAACAACAACAGCAGCAGGAGCAGCAGCAACAACAACAACAACAAGAGCAAAGUGAACAACAAAAUGAACAACAAGAGGAGCAGACCGCCGCUUAG
Molecule: messenger RNA, 600 nt
Organism: Trichoderma atroviride IMI 206040
Lineage: Eukaryota; Fungi; Ascomycota; Sordariomycetes; Hypocreales; Hypocreaceae
Source: RefSeq, a predicted model, not a curated record